AUGGAAGCCGUUGCUACAGCUGGCGUCGAAGUUGUCGUCCAAAACCUGAUCAACUUUCUCAAGGAAGAGUACUCUCUGCUUCGAGGUCUUGAGGAAGAAGCCGGAAAGCUGCAGGAAACUUUGGAGAUGAUUCAAGCCUACUUGAGUGACGCUGAGACGAAAUCCACCGGUGAAGCAGUCAAGAUGUGGUUGAGGAAACUUGAAGCUGUGGCUUUCGAUGCUUAUUAUGUUUUGGAUGAACUCAACUAUCAUUUUCUCUACAAAGAAGCGAGAAAAAUGGAUGCACCCAAUCCCAAGCUGAAGAAUAAGGUACUAUCAUGCUUCUCAUCCUGUAGUCGCAUUUCACGUCGCUCUAAAAUGGCUCAUACCAUCAAACAAAUCAAUGCGGAUUUUGAGUCUGUCAACAACAAUGCAACACAACUUGGCUUUCAAAACAUUAUUGCGAAUGCACUUCCAGCUGUUGUUGAUACUUCUCCUGAAACUGAUUCAUUCAGUCUUGAUCCAAUAUUUAUUGGAAGAGAUGAUGCUGUGAAUAAAUUGGUUGACAUGCUCACCCCAACACACCCUGAGGAAGAGAAACGGAUGUUCUACAUCGUUGCUCUUGUGGGAAUGGGGGUAUGGGGAAAACUACAUAUUGGUGAAGGGGUUCAGAAUAGGGAAGCUAUUCUGAAAAUGCUUCAUGAAGCUCUAAUGGCAAAAACUUAUCUUCUUGUUCUUGACGAUGUUUGGAAUGAAGAUGUUCGGAAAUGGGACAAUUUUAUAAAUUCCAUGUCAGGAGUUACUUCAACUAUGGGAAAUGAUGAGGAUUGCUGGUCCAUAAUAAAAGCAAAGGCUUUUGAUGGAAAUGGAGAAGUUCGACCGGAAUUUGAGACGAUUGGGAAAGAGACUGCGAAAAGAUGCGGGGGUUUGCCUUUAGCUGCCAAUGUAAAGUUGGGGUGUUUCGCAUAUUGUUCGAUUUUCCCCAAAGGUCAUGGAAUCGGAAAGCUUGAGCUGAUUGGACUACGGAUGGGAGAAGGGUUUCUUCAACCAAGGCAAGGAGAUGAUAUGGAGUCUAUAGGAAACAUGUUUUGUAAUGUGCUUCUACAAAACUCUUUGUUGCAAGUUUCACAGAAAUAUGCAUACGGAGAGGUGUGCUAUGUGAUGCACGAUCUAGUGCAUGAUCUUGCAUAUUCUGUUUUAUCUAAUAAUGCAGACCACAGAACCCCAGCUCGAUACAUGUUUCUUAAAACAGAAUCAAGUCAUGUUUCAAAAGAAGUGACGAAGCAUUUGCGUACAUUAAUCUUGAAAGGUGGAACUUCUGGUAUCAAUUUCUCAGACUUCCAAUGUCUGCAGAAUCUAACUAUUGGUGAAAGUUCAGAAGAGCAUCAAUUGCCCAAUUCAAUUAAAAAGUUGAUACAUUUGAGAAAUCUUGAUCUGUCAAAUACAUAUACUGAAGACUUGCCGGUGUGGAUUGGUGAACUCAGUCACUUGCAAUCGUUAAGAACGUCAAGUGCCAGGGGUCAGAAACUGCCAAACACCUUGAAGUACUUGGUUGACUUGAGGCAUCUAUAUAUUCACGAUGAUGUUGAGUUGCCUGCGGAGAUUGGGAGAUUAACUAGACUGCGAACACUACCUUUCUUUAAAGUGGGCGAAGAGAAGGGCUACCAUAUUGAAGAACUUGGAAAUUUGAAUUGUCUCAAUGGAAAAUUAACUGUUAAAAAUCUUGAGAGGGUGCUUAACAAGGAAGAGGCUCUGAAAGCCAAUAUAUUUCGGAAGCAACACUUAUCUGAAUUGCGUUUCAAUGGGGAUCGGAUUGGUGAAGCUCAUGGCUCUUGCUUACCACUUCAUAACUUGAUUGAGAUAAGUCUCUACAAGUGCUCAGAAUCAUUACCAGAUGGGCUGGACACCUUGAAUUCUCUGAAGGUGUUGAGUAUAGAUAUGUGUAAAAAUCUGAAGUCGGUGGGGAAUCCAAGCUGCGGAGAAGGAGAAAAUCAAGGAACCGUCCACCGGCUGAGAAUUAGAGGCUGUGGAGAACUGAUGGAAUUGCCACGUCAAAUGCUAGAGUUGUGGGCCCCUACAAUUGCAUCUCUCUCAUUGGAGGGAUUAAGGAGCCUAACGAAUCUACCAAUGCUAAUUGACUGCCUCGCUAAAUCAUCUAAUCUCGAAGAUUUAACAAUCAGAGGCGUUCCUAAAUUGAUGUCUGCUGGUAGUGUUGAGAGUUGGGAUUUAGGUAAAUUGUGGAAUUUAAAUAUAGAUGUGAGUGAGGAGUGGUCAGAAGAGAUUAAUGUUGCCAUUAAUGAGACUGUUAAUGGCAUAUUGUUAAAGAAUAUAGGGAUAGAAGAAUUGCCGCAAUGGUUUGGAAACCUCUCAUCUCUAGGAACGUUACAUCUACAUGGCUGCACAAAGUUGAGGUGCCUGCCCUCUGUGGAUUCAUUGAAGCUCCUCGCUAAAUUAGAUGACAUAAAUAUUAAUAAUUGUCCAAAACUAAGUAUUGAUCCAGAGUGGCACAACCAUCCCGACCUCCAGAUCAUGGUUGAUUACAAGCGCAUUUGA
Messenger RNA from Salvia hispanica, 2532 nucleotides. The record is from RefSeq and is a predicted model, not a curated record. Lineage: Eukaryota; Viridiplantae; Streptophyta; Magnoliopsida; Lamiales; Lamiaceae.